This is a messenger RNA of Juglans microcarpa x Juglans regia, 659 nucleotides long. RefSeq lists its product as uncharacterized. The record is from RefSeq and is a predicted model, not a curated record. Bases 62 to 451 code for a protein of 129 amino acids. The transcript is spliced from 4 exons. NCBI's taxonomy places the organism in Eukaryota, Viridiplantae, Streptophyta, Magnoliopsida, Fagales, Juglandaceae.
UCAAGCUCAGAUAGAAAAGAGAAGGAACCUCCUGACGAUAAUAAUAGAUUCCAAAGUUUCCAUGGCAGACUCCUCAAAGCGACUCUCGAGGCGCCUUCUUUUCGACCGUCGUUACGGCUGGAUAAUUGAUGAAUGGAAAGACCCAUCAGAAGAAGCUCUAUCCGGAGGCCGGGGAAUGUUUUGCGUAGUGCCUCUGACAAAAGCUUUGACGAGGACGAUUUCCCAGUCGAUUAGUCUUGCAGCGAGCUCUGCAGUGAAAGCUCUUGAGAGGACAGAGCAGAUAUUGCCUCACGUAGUGCAAGAUGGUCUAAAUGAUCAUCUUCACAAGUUCAUGUCUUCUUUGCAGAAUCUGGAACUCAACUCUUUCUUCCUAAAAGGAAAUUUGCAAUCACAUGCUACCGGUUGCUCUUCUGAUCCAGAUACGGAAAGCAGUGAUUCACAAAAGGGUUGAAGGAAUUAAAUUUGACCAUCCCCUUUCACAUUAAUAUCUAUCCUUCCUUACUUUAGGCCUAUGUAGAUGGACUUUGAGGUUCCUGCAAAUGAAUUUUACAGCAAAUUAGACGACCUCCUCAAUGAUGAUUAUGAUUGCAAUGAAUUAUUUACUGUUUUGAACCGAUCUAUGUCCUUGGAAUAUGAAAUAUGAAGCUUCUUUAAGAAAA